Molecule: messenger RNA, 2187 nt
Organism: Didymodactylos carnosus
Lineage: Eukaryota; Metazoa; Rotifera; Eurotatoria; Philodinida; Philodinidae
Source: the annotation of a GenBank genome assembly
CACAAAACUCAAACAAAUCGAACUAAAAAGGUGAUAUUCGUAAUCAGCACAAAAUUCUGCAUCGGAUGAUGUGUCUUUCAAGGAAAAAUGAAGAGUGCUUGAUUUUUGAAUUAGCGGCACCUUAUAUUGCCCGUAAUUUUUGGAACGAUGUUAGCCGAUUGAUUAAAGAAACGUCCGUCUAAUAAUUUUAUUUUUCAGUCGCAAUUUACCAGCGCUUAUGAAAUAUAACUACGCUGACCCCUGCAAUCGAGAAUCGAAAGCUCUUUUGAGUACAAAAAUAUUCCAUUUUUACGUGUAUACGUUUGAUCAAAACGAUCAAGAGAGGCCAUCGUCAUAUUGUCAACGUAGUGCGACUUGCAGAUUUAUAUCAGUUCGUUUUUAGCAGAUCGAGAAUGUUUCAUUCGAAGUAAAACAUCGAUGAAUAAUGAAACCACAUAAAUGAACCAUUUUCCUUUUUAGGGGUAUUUGAAGAACGCGCAAUUGAACGAGUGAAAAAGUUCACCGGUGUUGUCUCAUUUUCAAUCAUUCUUUGGAUUUUUUGAUCAUUUAAUAUGUGUUCAACUAAUUCUUUCAGAUCAGCAAAGACACCUUUUAUCUUAAAGUAGAAUUAGAAUAUACUGACUAAGCAAUUUACGAAAUAAUUCGUCGGCUUCAUCUGUUCGUAUAAACAAGAGAAUAACUUCAUAACUGAUAAAAUUAGAGCUAUACAAUGAAUUCUCCCCUUUCCUUCUUCAAAAAUAAAAGUGAAUGGCUAUUGGAACUCCUGGGAAUAUCAACUAGGAGUUAUUGGGGUGGGUGAAAGAUGAGCACGAAGAAACUUGACCACGGAAAGAUGAGCACGGGAAAGUUGAGCACUAUAUAGGAAAUAUGGGCACUAGGAAAAUUGGGCACGAGGAAAGUUGAGCAGGAGGAAACUUGAGCACGAGAAAGUUGAGCACUAGGAAACAUGAGCACAAAUUUAUAGUUUAUCCAUUAAAUUUUUUGUAUCAUAAACAGUUGAAAAAAUUUAAGAGAAAGUUAAUUUAAUCAAUUUAUUUAAUAUACUGUUGUCGAAAAGUCAUCUAUAUAGGAAUUUUAAUAAUUUGUUGAAAACAAACAGUUGCAAAAAUUUAAAAUAGAGUUGCUGACAAGUUAAUCAAUAUAUUAUUAAUCGGGAUAAUUGAUGUAAUAUAAAUUCAAUAUACUAUUCAAUAUACUAUUCAUGUAUUCAUAACUUUUUUCACAAUUCACUUUCACUUAUCAACUCACUUUCUCUACAGCAAAAAUAUGUCUACAACAAUAUCUACAUCAGUAUCAUGUACUACUAAACAAAAACCUCGUCUUGAACUCCAAGGUUUUUCGUACAUAAAAAAUUGAUUUACUGAAAAUAAAACAUAUUGGCGUUGUAUAUAUUAUAAUUCUCAAAAAUGUCAUGCUCGUCUUCAUACAUGUAAUAUUACCAAUAAUGUUAUAACUCCACCUUCUGAUCAUACAUGCAAAAGUAAUGGUAUUACAGGUGAACUUCGAAAGUUUAAUGAAGAUCUUUGGUAUCGUACAAUGAAUACACAGGAAACACCUGAUUUAAUUAUAACACAUUGUUGUAUCGGAAUGUCGGACGAAGCAUUAGCUCGUUUACCAUCACGUGAUAAUAUUAAACGUCGCAUUAGAAUGUUACGUCAAGAUAAAAAGCUUCCAUCAGCCCCAAAUGAUCUUAAUUUUCCAAAUGUUCCAACAGCUUUAACCGUAACAUCUCGCGGUGAUAAAUUUUUACGUUGUGAUACGGGACCAGGACCAGAUCGAAUGUUAAUAUUUGCCAGUUCUGAACAAUUAGAUAUUUUACAAUCAUGUGAUGAUUUCUUGUUGAUGGUUGUCCCUGAGAUUUUUUAUCAAGUAUAUGUUGUACAUGCCAUCUAUCGUGGAUAUGUUGUACCAGUUGUCUAUUCAUUACUCAGUCGUAAAAAUAGUGAUACAUAUCAACGUCUUAUAAAUGAAAUAGUAGAACUUGCUCCAUGCUGGUUCCCUGCUUCUAUUUUACUUGAUUUCGAAAAGGCAUGUUAUCAGAAUCGUUAUCAAGAAGAUGUUAAAUUUGCUCAUAAUAUUAAUAAAAUAGCUGCGUUAGCUUUUAUUCCACCUUGUGAUGUAUUACCUGCAUAUUCACGUCUUGCAUUAGAUCUUGAUGAUGAUUACCAAGAUACUUUAAAUUAUUAA